GAGCUGAUGUUUGUCUUCUUGUUUUCCAGAACUGCUUGAGGAGGAGGGAUGCUGGCCUCCUAAAUCAGUUACAGGAGCUAGAUAAGCAAAUAAGUGACCUCCGCCUGGACGUGGAGAAAACGUCAGAUGAACACCUGGAGACAGACAGUCGUCCAAGUUCAGGGUUUUAUGAGCUGAGUGAUGGAGCUUCUGGAUCUCUCUCCAAUUCAUCUAACUCUGUCUUCAGUGAGUGUUUAUCCAGUUGCCAUUCUAGCACUUGCUUUUGCAGCCCUUUGGAGGCAACACUGAAUAUCUCAGAUGGACGCCCCAUAUCUGCAGAUCUCAUAGGCUGGAUGGACUAUAAUAAGGAAGGCCAGCAUGAGGACCAGCCCGCAGGCUCUGUUUGUCGCUCUUUGUCCACACCGCACUCAAAUUCCCUCGAUGUCGUUGCAGAUGUGCACCCAAAGUACCAGUGUGAUCUGGUGUCUAAAAACGGGAACGACGUCUACCGGUACCCCAGCCCGCUCCACGCCGUCGCCGUGCAGAGCCCCAUGUUUCUUCUCCCCGUGACUGAAAACCCCCGUGGAGAAGAGGAGAGGCUCGGCUGCGAUGUCAACGAUGUUUGCGCCGGGUCUGAAACGGACUCAGGAAAAUCCACCAGCGCUUUUCUCCCGCAGAGCUCCUGGCCGGCACCCUGCCCUUCCGCCAGUAAGAGGAUAGAUGGUUACAUCCUAAGCCUGGUUCAGAAGAAGACUCACGCGGUAAGGACUAACAAACCCAGGACGAGUCUCAACGCCGAUCCCACCAAAGGGAUCUUGAGGCAUGGAAGUAUGUGUGUCAGGCAGCCCUCAGGGGUGGUGGGUCAUGGCAACGCUGUGAACCUGAAGAACUCCAAGCAAGCGUGCUUGCCUUCUGGUGGGACCGCUGCUCUGGACCACACAGCACCCUCCCCGUUGAAGCAGAGGCCGAGGGAGCCAGCUGGUGAGCAGCUGGAGAGCAGGAAGGCACCUUUGCCAGCAGCUUUCCCGCCUGGCACGGCCAGUGAACUCCAGAGCAAGCACCUGCCGCGGUGCAUCAAACCAGCGCCUCUGGAGCUCAACCGCAACGCGGCGGCCACGGCAGGGGAUGUCCCCAAGGAGGCCGGCCAGCUCUUUGUCACCUCUCCCAAAGAGAGCCUGAAGAGCUUGCAGGCAGCUCGCUCCUCGUCGCCUGCGGUCGACGAGAGGCCAGCCCUGGAUUUCAAAAGCGAGGGCUCUUCCUCCCAGAGCCUGGAUGACGGGCUGCUGGUGAACGCCCAGUACAUCCCGGCCCAGCAGCAAAGCGUCAAGCUUCACAAAGGCACCCGCAACGUGAAGAUUUUGAAGAGUUCAGCGCUGAAGCACAGGCCCCACCUCGCCAACGGGCUGGAAAGCAGCUCGCAGGCCUUGCGGGAGAAAACCAAGGCGGUCGGCAAGAAGUGCCGCUUUCCUGAGGAGCUGGAUACAAAUAAGAAACUGAAGAAGCCUUCCUCCCGGGGGAAGCGGGGCGCGCAGCCCGAGGCAGGGCUCCCCAGCCGGCCGGCCGGCCUGCACAAAUCCACCCUCCGAUCCCACGGGCACGGCCGGGAGGCGGUGGUGGCCAAGCCCAAGCACAAGCGGGCCGACUACCGCCGCUGGAAGUCGUCGGCGGAGAUUUCCUACGAGGAAGCCCUGCGGAGGGCGAGGAGGCACCGGCGGGAGGGUGUGGGGGUCUACUCCCAAGUCCCCCUGCCCUACGUAAGCCCCUACUCCUACGUGGCCAGCGACUCGGAGUACUCGGCGGAGUGCGAGUCCUUGUUCCACUCCACCGUGGUGGACACGAGCGAGGACGAGCAGAGCAACUACACCACGAACUGCUUUGGAGACAGCGAGUCCAGCCUGAGCGAGGUGGAGUUCGUAGGGGAGAGCACAACCACCAGUGACUCUGACGAGAGCGGGGGCCUUAUUUGGUCCCAGUUUGUCCAGACGCUCCCCAUCCAGACGGUGGCGGCGCCGGAGCUGCACGAAAAUGCGGCGAAGGCCUUUGUCAAAAUCAAAGCCUCCCAUAACCUCAAGAAGAAAAUCCUCCGCUUUCGGUCGGGCUCCCUGAAGCUCAUGACAACUGUCUAGCG
Chaetura pelagica (chimney swift) is the source of this 2107-nucleotide messenger RNA. It is a transcript of the gene DACT1, whose product is annotated as dishevelled-binding antagonist of beta-catenin 1. The annotation marks the transcript as partial. Lineage: Eukaryota; Metazoa; Chordata; Aves; Apodiformes; Apodidae. The transcript is spliced from 3 exons. Gene Ontology annotation, cellular component: cytoplasm. Gene Ontology annotation, biological process: regulation of Wnt signaling pathway, planar cell polarity pathway; negative regulation of JNK cascade; negative regulation of canonical Wnt signaling pathway. The record is from RefSeq and is a predicted model, not a curated record.